Trichechus manatus latirostris (Florida manatee) is the source of this 6583-nucleotide messenger RNA. RefSeq names its product hyaluronan mediated motility receptor (gene HMMR). The transcript has 18 exons. Gene Ontology annotation, cellular component: membrane. Bases 754 to 2883 code for a protein of 709 amino acids. Gene Ontology annotation, molecular function: hyaluronic acid binding. The record is from RefSeq and is a predicted model, not a curated record. Lineage: Eukaryota; Metazoa; Chordata; Mammalia; Sirenia; Trichechidae.
GCCAUUUUGGACUCUGAAAGAGCCCAAUGUGAAAGAACUGAAACCCAGAACAAUUUAUAUCCAAAGAACAGUGAGAGACGGUUGGAACCAGUGAAGUAGGAACCCCAUGUGACUGUCCACCUGUAUGACGCCUAUAGGAAACUUUUUCUCAGGUGUGAAAUACGCUUGCGCAAAUGUUUCCAGUGCCUAGGUCAAAUUGAGAAACGUCGGAAAUCACGGGGUUGUGCUCCAUCUCCAGGGGCUUAUGAUGUUAAAACUUCAGAAGUAUUGAAAGGACCUGUAUCCUUUCAGAAAUCACAACGAUUUCAAAAAAAAAAAGGUAAUGGAUCCCAAAAUAAAAAAUGGUUAUAUGAUCUCACAUAUUUUAAAAUUAUGAAUAGCAGUAUUUAAAUUUAAAUAUAUAAUGUUUCUAAAAAUGAGAAGUUAGAACUAUAUUUAAAUUUUCUUAUUUGAUGAAUUUAUGAAAGGAUCAAGUACAGAAUAAUACCUUCAUCAUUACAUUGCUGUAUAAGCAGCAAAAUUUAACAAGACAUUCACUUACAUAUAUAGUUUCCCCUUUUGGUAAUUCCUUUAACCUUUCUAUUAGGGAAUAUUAGGAAAAUCAGGAAGAUGUUAGAUAUGUAUAAAAUCUUGUGCAACUAAUUAUUUGGAAAUGUAUAAUCAAGACAAGAAUAACUUUGUAUUGCUACAGUAAUAGUUACAAUAAGGUAUUUGGAUGUUUUAUCUGUGGUUAAAAACAUGUAAGCACCAGCGAUGAUCUGUACAAUUCAUUUUUCUGCAGCUUUAGCAGAAACUCAACAAAAUCUUACUUUUGACAAAGAUACUACCAGCUUGCCUGCUUCAGCAAAAAAAGUGAAGACUUCAGGAUUAAAGAAGGAAUCUCAAAAGAAUGAUAAAAAUUUGAAGAUACUGGAAAAAGAGAUUCGUGUUCUUGUGCAAGAACGUGGUGCUCAGGACAAGCGGAUCCAGGAUCUGGAAGCUGAGUUUGAGAAGACGGAAGCAAAGCUAAAUGCUGCAGUCAGGGAAAAAACUUCUCUCUCUGCAAAUAAUGCUUCACUGGAAAAACAGCUUAUUGAAUUAACCAGGACUAACGAACUUUUAAAAUCUAAGUUUUCUGAAGAUGGUAACCAGAAGAAUAUGAAAAUUCUAAGCCUGGAGUUGAUGAAACUAAGAAACAAAAGAGAAACAAAGAUGAGGAGUAUGAUGGCUAAACAAGAAGGUAUGGAGAUGAAGCUGCAGGUCACCCAAAGGAAUCUUCAGGAAUCUCAGGGGAAAAUAGCACAACUUGAGGGGAAACUGUGUUAUGAGGAGCACAGUGAUGAAGCAGGUGUCUCUGUAGAAAAAGAAAAGAUUGAUGAAAAAUCUGAAACAGAGAAACUCUUAGAAUACAUUGAAGAAAUUAGUUGUGCAUCAGAUGAAGUGGAAAAAUACAAGGUAGAUAUUGCCCAGUUAGAAGAAAAUUUAAAAGAGAAGAAUCAUGAAGUUUUAAACCUUAAGCAGUCUCUUGAGGAAAACGCUGUUAUGUUAUCUAAACAAGUAGAAGACCUGAAUGCUAGAUGUCAGCUGCUUGAAAAAGAAAAAGAUGAUCUUGUCAUCCGGGAUAGAGAACAAGUUGAAAAUCUAAAUGCUGAGAUACAAAACUUAAAAGAGAAGCUUAUUCUUGAAAGACAAGAACAUGAAAAGCUACAACAAAAAGAGUUGCAAAUUGAUUCACUUCUGCAACAAGAGAAGGAAUUAUCAUGUAGUCUUCAGCAGAAACUGUGUUCUUUUCAAGAGGAAAUGAUUAAAGAGAGGAACAUCUUUGAAGAAGAAUUAAAACAAGCACUGGGUGAAUUAGAUGAAUUACAGCAAAGAGAGGAAGAAGCUGAAAGGCUAGUCAAGCAACUGGAAGAGGAAACAAAGUCUAAAGCUGAAGAACUAAGAUUCCUACAAGAAAAGCUAAAAGGGAAGGAAGCUGAACUGGAGAAAAGUAAUGCUGCUCACACUCAGGCCACCCUGCUUUUGCAGGAAAGGCUUGAUAGUACAGUACAAAACCUUGGAGAUGUUACUGCUCAAUUGGAAAGCUAUAAAACAUUAACAACUAGUGAGAUAGAAGAUCUUAAGCUGGAGAACUCAUCACUACAGGAAAAAGUGGCCAAGGCUGAAAAAUGUACAGAGGAUGUUCAACAUCAGAUCUUAGCAACUGAGAGCGCAAAUCAAGAAUAUGCGAGGAGGAAAGAAGGAAAAAAGAGUCGCUAUAAGUGUUUAAUGGACACUUCUUUCUCAAACCCAAGGAUGCUUCUAGAUCUGCAGACCAAAUCAGCACUUAAAGAAGCAGAAAUUAAAGAAAUAACAGUUUCUUCUCUUAAAAAAAUAACUGACUUGCAGAACCAACUCAAGCAACAAGGUGAAGACUUUAAGAAACAAUUGGAAGAAGAAGCAAGAAAAGCUGGAAAAGAAAAUACAGUGGAAGAAUUAACUGAGGAAAUUAAUAAGUGGCGUCUCCUUUAUGAAGAACUGUAUAAUAAAACAAAACCGUUCCAGCUACAACUGGAUGCAUUUGAAGCAGAGAAACAGGCUUUGCUGAAUGAGCAUGGUGCAGCUCAGGAACAGCUGAAUAAACUAAGUGAUUCGUAUGCUAAAUUAUUGGGUCAUCAGAAUCUAAAGCAAAAAAUCAAGCAUGUUGUGAAAUUGAAAGAUGAAAAUAGCCAGCUCAAAUCGGAAGUGUCAAAACUCCGCUCUCAGCUUGCUAAGAAAAAACAAAGUGAGACAAAACUCCAAGAGGAAUUGAAUAAAGUUCUGGGUAUCAAGCACUUUGAUCCUUCAAAGGCUUUUCAUCAUGAAAGUAAAGAAAAUUUUGCCCUCAAAACCCCAUUAAAGGAAGGUAAUACAAACUGCUGCUGAACACCUAUGGAGUUUCAAGAAUCAUGCAAGUAACAUCUGAAAAUCCUGCUAAAGAUUAUUUUUUUUUUAUUGCUAAUAUUAUUAUUAUGUUUAUAAUGUUGUAUAUAAUUUUAACUGCCUAUCCUUAGGUAUGUGGAAGGAGGUUCAAUAUUUUUUACCAAUACUCCUGAUAUUUUCUAUUGUGAGUAUUUUAUUGAUACUCACAUUUAUCUACUCAUUUUAAAACUUCUAACUGGGUUUCCAGUUUAUAACUCAUCCCAUCAAAUCAAUCUUCCUUUAAAAAUCACUAUCAUAUCAUUAUCCCCCUAUUCUGAAACCUUAGAUGGUUUCAAGAUUCUAAUCCCAGGUUUUUUUAGCUUGAUCCUAGAGGCUUCUUUUUGAACCCACCUUUUUAGCUAAGCUAAAGGACCUUAGCUUGGUCUUGCCUUCACUUUGAUUGCCCUAAUAAUAUUCAUUCUGCCCUGCAGUUCAGUUCAAAUAAGAAAUAAGGAGAAGCUUAACUCCACAGCAGUCGCUGUUUCUUACAAGUGUCACUCAGGUUGUUCAAUAAUUCAUUGAAGAUUCCUAGGUGCCAUCCAAAAUCUACUAAAUUAAAAUCUGGGGUUUGGCCUGUAAAUCUGCACUUUUAACAAACUCUGCAGUUAAUUCUUAGAUACACUAAAAUCUGAGAAACUGCUUGUUACUUCUUUAGAGAAUUUUUCUUCUACUGCUCAUCAUCUGCCUAUCUACUGAGUGUUCUGUUAGUACUUGUGUGAUAUGAAAUAAAAGCACCCAGUAAAUCAUUGACCCAAUUAUUCAACCUGCAUUUUAUGAAGUUAAAUUAUGCUUCUGUUUAAGAUAUAUUUAUUGUCUCUGCGUUCUCUGCCCUCGUUCAUCCCCAGAAUCACAAAUGGUAGCAUACUAUUUGGAAAGUGGUAGAUCUUCCUCUAAAAUGUCUGAUUUGCAGUUGGUAGCAUAUUAUAAGCCUUCUCUGUUGUGAUGUUUCCCCAUUGAUGGCCCAACAAAAACCAUUACAAUCAGAAUAACCAAAAAACAAAAACAAACCCAUUGCCAUCGAGUUGAUUCAGACUCACUGCGACUCUACAGGACAGAGCAGAACUGCCCCCUACAGUUUCUAAGGAGCAGCUGGUAGAUUUGAACCACUGACCUUUUGGUUAGCAGCCGAUCUCUUACCCACUGCACCAUCAAGCCUCCACAAUCAGAAUAGCUUUUUAUUAAUUAAUUAAAUUUUAAUAUAUGGUUGAAUUUUAAGAUGUGAUAUUUAAGUUCAGAGGAAAUGCAGAAAUUGAAAAAAAAUUGAUAAAAUCAAAUAGCUAAAGACUUCCACUUUUAACUAAGAUGGAAUAACAAGGACAGGAUUUAUUGCUACUCCUGCUCCCCCAAACACAUACCUAAAACAACCAAAAACUAGACAAAAUAUAUAAAACAACGAUUUUCAAGACACUGGACAACAGGUAAUGAAAGACAGUAAUCAUGAGAAAUGUAAAACAAUCAAGGUGAGCAUUACAGUUGCCCCCAACUUACUGCCUUGAGAAAAUUCCCAGACUGUGAUGCAGGGAAUAGGAACAUAGUUAGAGCCCACCAAACUACCUGAGUUGAAAAGAUUCAGCUGAGAUCUGCAGACACUAAAGUGGCUAGAGUUUACAGGACAAGUACUGGAAUUGCCCAGAGAGAUAACUCCAGAGGACUGCACAGAGUCCCUCUCAGGUAUUCACCUGAAUACUGACCAACACAUGCAUAUGAGGAAACUACCUAAGGCCUGGGAAAGAACCAGCUGAAAGGAUUAGAAGUACUAGUACCUGAAGCUCACACAAAGACAAAUGCUGGUUCCCAUCAGCCAGACUGGAAAACCUCAUGAUUUAAGAGGUACUGUGUAGGAUAUACGAAAGCGUCUUAACUCAGUAAUGGGGAAUAAUUAGCCUAAACUGAGCACUACUGUAGUCCCACCUAACAAAACUUAAAAAGAAGACCUGAAAUAAUGAAUGAUUUCUAAAAAAAAAAAACUUACCUGCAUCCCAGAACAAAGCUCAAGAAUAUUUAUUGGGAUAUAGAAAUAUCCAGUACCCCACAAAGUAAAAUUCACAAUUUCUGUCAUCAAAUCAAAGAUGACCAGACUUGCAAAGAGGCAGGAAAACCCUGCCCAUAAUGAGCAUAAUCGACCAACCUAGAACCAGGGCUUUGAACCAGUUCUGCCCGGUUCAGUCAUGGCCGAGGAAGCAUCACCGGAACAGACCUAAAUUUUUUAGAUUUAGAGGAAAGGAAAUAAUAAAGAUCAGAGUGGAAAUCAAUAAACUAUAAAAGACAAUACAGAAAAAUCAAAAAGUAGUUUGUUCUUUGCAAUCAAUAAAAUUGAUAAACCUCUAGUAUAGACUGAUCAGGAAAAAGCAGGCACAAACUACCAAUAAUAGGAAUAAGAAAGAUGACUUCAUUACAGAGUACAAAUACUAAAAAGUUAAUAAGAAAAUAUUACAAACAACUUUAUUUAAAAUGUCAGAUUCUAUUUAUUAGCAUUUUUCAUAGAUAUUUGGAACAGUUUCAAAAUGUAUUCCCAAAUUCUGCUUACCUCUGUAACACUAAUCCAAGGUACCUUAAUUUCUUAGAAGCACCUAGUCUUGGAAAACCAUAUCUUGGGAGUUAUUCAUGGUUAAGGAUUAAUGAAAAUGUACAAGCACUGAGCUCCUAAAGACCAGGCUUCUGCUUAGACCUUAACCGAUCAAAUUUAUUCCAAUUUUCCUCCUAUUGCAUGUAAUAUUUUCCAAAGAUGGCUUGUGACUAGGGUGAAAGUGACACUGUACCUUCAGAAGUUAAGUCAUCUGUAUUGCUGUUGAAACGAAUUACCACAAAUUUAGCAGCUUAAGACGAUGUAAAUUUAUUAUCUUACAGUUCUAGAGGUCAGAAGUUCAAAAGGAGUCAUACAGGGUUUACAUCAAGGUGUUGGCAGGACUGGUUCCUUCUGGAGGCUCCAGAGUAGAAUCAUAUCCUUGCCUUUUCUAGUUUAUAGAGGUCACCUGCAUUCCUUGGCUCAUGGCUCCUUCUUGUGUCUUCAGAGUACAUCACUUCAAGCUCCACUUCCAUUGUCACUUCUCCUUCUCUGACUCUGACCCUUCUGCUUCCCUCUUAUAAAGAACCCAUGUGAUUACAUUAGGCCCACUCAGAUAAUCCAGGAUAAUUUUCCCAUCUAAAGAUCCUUAAUUUAAUCACAUCUGCAAAGUCCCUUUUGCCAGCUUCCAGAGAUUAGGAUAUAGACCUCUUUGGGGGCCAUUUUUCUGUCUACCACACUCAUCAGAGGUGAUACACCUUCUGCCUGGUGUUCUUUGACACUUGCUCUUUGAACCCAGGCACCAUGCUGUGAGAAAGUAAGACAGCCACAUGGAAGGGCCAUGUGUUCCAGUCAUAGUCCCAACAGUACUAAAUAAAAUCGUCUACUUUCAGAGUUGGGGGGCCACAGCAAGGUUCUCUUUUCCAACCUUAUCUAGGCUUAUAAUGUCACCUAACAAUUCUGUUUCUUUCUCCCAUUUUUAAUUUUCCUCAAACAUCAGACUUAAGUACCUCAGCAGAUGAUGGCAACUCCUACUUCACAAAAAAAAUAGAAAUAAUUGAGGUUGUUAACCCUUGUCAUAGGGCAAUAUGUGUACUGACUGUUUAAUGAGAAACUAUUUGUUCUGUAAACAUUCAUCUAAGGUACAAAAAAUAAAGAAUU